AUGUGUGGGAUUUUUGCUUAUUUAAACUUUUUAACGCCAAGAAAACGGAGCGAAAUUAUUGAUGUGCUGCUCAGGGGCUUGCACAGGAUGGAGUAUCGUGGCUAUGAUUCUGCAGGUACAGGACUUGCUGUGGAUGAUGAAGUGGAUAAUUCUAAAAUUGGUUCGAAAAUAACUCUUCUGAAGAAAGUUGGUAAAGUCAGCGUACUCGAAGAUUACGUAAAAGAAAGCCAUAUCUGCAACGAUGAUAUUAUCUACAAAACACACUGUGGCAUCGCACAUACGAGAUGGGCUACACACGGUUCACCCAGAGAUGUCAACUCUCACCCGCAAAGAUCAAAUACUCAAAAUGAAUUCUUGGUUGUCCAUAAUGGUAUAAUAACGAACUACCGCGAAGUCAAGGAAUAUUUGAUGAAAAAAGGCUAUGAAUUUGAGUCAGAAACUGAUACCGAAGUAAUCGUAAAAUUGAUUCAACAUGUUACAAACAAAUGUGAAGGAGCUAAUUUCCGUCAGCUUGUUGAGGCUACCAUCCAACAUCUUUUUGAACUGAAGUGGUUACUACGAAAGCUUCAUAUGUAUCUAAUUUCGGUUGUGAAUAUAAAAACUAUCACAUUUUGGGAAGGCGCAUUUGCAUUAGCAUUCAAAAGCAAUCGUUUUCCUGGUCAGCUUGUGGCAACACGACGUGGUAGUCCGCUUCUUAUUGGAAUCAAAACCACAGGAAGGCUAUCUACUAAUCAUUUUCCAGUAUUUUUUAGUAAAGCUCGUCGCUUCAUAUCUUCUGAAUACGCCAAUGAAUCGUAUAUGGAACCAUCAAUGGUUAUCGAAACAGGAUUCAAAACAAGUACACCCAUCAGAGGAGGGAAAGAGCCCAGUGAGGCGGCAUUCCAAAUUCUUGAUUAUAAAGAAGCAGAAUAUUUUGUUGCAUCUGACGCAAGCGCAAUUGUUGAACAUACAAAGCAAGUUAUCUUUCUUGAAGACGAUGAUGUAGCUGUGAUCGAAAAUGGAUCAUUAUCAAUACAUCGCAUAAAACGUGGAGAUGAAAUUCCACAAACACGUGAGGUUCAAAAUUUAACGUUGGAACUGCAGCAAAUAGUGAUGGGUGAUUUCAAAACAUUCAUGCAGAAGGAAAUUUAUGAACAGCCAGAUUCCAUCGUGAAUACAAUGCGGGGUCGUAUACUUGAUGAUGGUACGGUUGUUCUGGGAGGCAUAAAGGACUAUUUACUGGACAUUAAACGAUGCAGGCGACUAAUUUUGGUAGCAUGUGGCAGUUCGUACCACUCAGCCCUUGCGUGCCGACAAAUUAUGGAAGAAUUAACAGAACUACCAGUGGUAUUAGAGUUGGCCAGCGACUUCUUGGACCGCGAAACACCGAUAUUUCGUGACGAUGUUUGCUUUUUCAUAUCUCAGAGCGGUGAAACAGCAGAUACUCUGAACGCUCUAAGAUACUGCAAGCCACGAGGAGCACUAACAAUAGGUAUUACAAACACGGUUGGAAGCAGCAUUUGUCGUGAGACACACUGCGGAGUUCACAUCAAUGCUGGUCCUGAAGUUGGUGUUGCCUCAACUAAGGCAUACACUUCGCAAAUUUUAUCGCUAGUGAUGUUCGCUUUAACAAUGAGUGACGAUCGUAUCUCGAUGCGAAAGCGUCGUGAUGAUAUUAUCAGUGGAUUGCGACAGUUACCAGACUUAAUUCGAGAAGUUCUAAAACUUGAUAGUGAAGUACUUGAAAUAGCGAAAAAAAUCUACAAGGAACGGUCACUUCUGAUAAUGGGUCGCGGAUAUAAUUUUGCUACUUGUCUUGAAGGUGCAUUGAAAAUUAAGGAGCUGUCAUAUAUGCACUGUGAAGGAAUAAUGAGCGGUGAAUUGAAACACGGUCCACUCGCAAUGGUUGAUAAAAAUCGCAGCAUCGUCAUGAUCAUCUGCAGCGAUAAUGUUUACAAUAAAUCAAUCAAUGCGUUGCAACAAGUGCUUGCUCGUGAUGGGGAUCCCAUUAUUAUUGCUGACUUCGAUGUACCUGAAAACGACGUGAAAGGUAGACAUUCUGUGCUUCGUGUUCCAAAGACAGUGGAUUGCAUCCAGAAUAUUCUUACCGCCAUUCCUCUGCAAUUGCUCAGUUACCACGUUGCUGAAUUGAAAGGACUAAACGUUGACCGGCCACGCAACCUAGCCAAAUCAGUCACUGUUGAAUAA
This is a messenger RNA of Cercopithifilaria johnstoni, 2187 nucleotides long. The record is from the annotation of a GenBank genome assembly. NCBI's taxonomy places the organism in Eukaryota, Metazoa, Nematoda, Chromadorea, Rhabditida, Onchocercidae.